AUGCACCUUCUUGGACCAUUUCUCCUCGGUGGCAUCGACAUAGAAUCCUGCUCCGGUACCGAAUUUGUAGGUCUCGUCCUCACCUUCGACACCAGCACCUCUUGGAGAGGUAUCUGGGAACACCAUGGCAAAGCCGUACUCGUUACAGUAAGGCUGCCAGAAUCCCUUCUCAGAGCAAUUGUUUGGAGUACAGGACAAUCCAGACAGAAAGACCAGGACUGGCAGCUUGGUGUCUGGCUUCUCGUAGUACUGUUUUGGAAGAUAGAGAUUGACAUCCAUCUUGGUCUUGGUCUCCUUAGAGUCAUGCUGGAGCUUGACGAUCUUGCCGCCAAAGGACUUGAUUUCUUCUUGGGUGGUGAAAGACAUAAUGAGUGGCAAAAAUUGGCACGUUUGAACGGAUAUUUCAAUGAAAUCAAGAAAUGGAUCAAUAGCCUAAUUUAUAGAGGAUAA
Molecule: messenger RNA, 450 nt
Organism: Ogataea philodendri
Lineage: Eukaryota; Fungi; Ascomycota; Pichiomycetes; Pichiales; Pichiaceae
Exons: 2
Coding region: 1-450 (149 amino acids)
Source: RefSeq, a predicted model, not a curated record